Messenger RNA from Dromaius novaehollandiae (emu), 4000 nucleotides. It is a transcript of the gene ZGPAT, whose product is annotated as zinc finger CCCH-type and G-patch domain containing. Gene Ontology annotation, cellular component: nucleus. NCBI's taxonomy places the organism in Eukaryota, Metazoa, Chordata, Aves, Casuariiformes, Dromaiidae. Bases 252 to 1883 code for a protein of 543 amino acids. The record is from RefSeq and is a predicted model, not a curated record. The transcript is spliced from 7 exons. Gene Ontology annotation, molecular function: RNA polymerase II cis-regulatory region sequence-specific DNA binding; metal ion binding; DNA-binding transcription repressor activity, RNA polymerase II-specific. Gene Ontology annotation, biological process: negative regulation of transcription by RNA polymerase II.
GUCGGCUAGAGUGGCCGGAAGUGGGGUGAUGUGGAGGACCGGAAGUUGAGGGGGUGUCAUGGCGGUGCCCCAAGAGGAAGGGGGGACCAGGGGGGCGCCGCGUCGGGCCUCCUCCGGGGAAGCAGCAGGACGGUGGGUUUAGCCGCUGGCGGCUGCGCCCGGAGACCCGUUCAUCGCUCUAAGUAACCUGCUCGAAUGUGUCGUGAGUUCGCCGAAGGGACGCGGUCGGAGCCGCCUGCGCUGUGCUGACGAUGGACGAGGAGAGCCUGGAGGCCGCCAUCCACAGCUACGGCGCCCAGCUGCAGCAGGUGGAGCGGGCCCUGGGGGCCGGCCUCGACCCCUCGCAGCACGCUGACUUGAUUCAGCUGCAGGAAGACCUAAAGCAGCUGAUAGAACUGACUGAAUCUAGCCUGGUGUCUAUUAAAAAGAGCAAACUUCUGGCUACGUUAGAUCCGAGCGCAUCCUCCUCCUCCCCUGUAGGCCCCCUCGAGCGGGAGGCCAACCUAGACAGUUCCACCCAAGAUGAGGAAUAUGCUGCUUUUAAAGAAGCCAUUGCUGAGCUUGGAACUGAGCACAAACCUCCAGCUACUAACGUUGAGCUAUCAUCAAAGAGAGAGGAACAAACUGAUGAGAAAAGUGAAUCAAAGUACAGUGAAGAGGAGGAGGAGGAGGAGGAGGAGUCUGACAGAGAGGAGGAGGAGUUGAGUGGGAUGAAGGUUAAAGCCCCAUACUACAGUUCUUGGGGGACCCUGGAGUACCAUAAUGCCAUGAUUGUGGGCACAGAAUACUUGGAAGAUGGCAGUGCAGGAGUCAGAGUGCUGUAUCUCUAUCCAACGCACAAGUCUUUGAAGCCGUGUCCAUUCUUCUUGGAUGACAAAUGCAGAUUUAAAGAGAACUGUCGGUUUUCCCAUGGGCAAGUGGUGUCUGUGGAAGAGCUUCAGCCAUUUCAGGAGCCCAAUCUGAGCACUCUGGAGGUGGGCUCGGCUUGCCUAGCAAAACACAGUGAUGGAAUAUGGUACACUGCAAAAAUAACUGACAUCGACAGUGGCUACUACACUGUGAAGUUUGAUUCCCUUCUGCUGAAGGAAGCUGUUGUAGAAGGAGACGGUAUCAUUCCCCCGUUACGAAGCGAAGAUGGCGCCUCCUCUGCUGAAUCUGAUGAAGAUAGCGUUGAUGAUUCUGGCUACGCUAAAGUGAUAGAUUCAGCCAUCCCAGAGAACGGGGAAUGGACUCCAGCUUGCAGUUCCUCUUUCGGUGGCUGGGAAGCCCAUACUCGUGGAAUUGGCUCCAAACUGCUUGCUCAGAUGGGAUAUGAAUUUGGAAAAGGUUUAGGGAAGAAUUCUGAGGGACGCGUGGAGCCGGUGCAGGCCGUAGUGCUUCCUCGAGGGAAGUCCCUUGACCAGUGUGCUGAGGUGCUUCAGAAGAAGAAACAGGGGAAGCUGGACCCAGGCAAACCAAGAAAAUGCCAAGGAAAGGGAAACAGUGCUGGCCGGUCCCCUGCGGGCAGCCGUAAGCCUUCCCGCAAUGUGUUUGACUUUUUGAAUGAGAAACUGCGGGGGAAGAGCACUGGAGAGAAGGCUGGAGGGACAGCGUUGCCGCAGAGGAACAGCAAAGAGAUCUACCAUGCUAGCAAGAGCACCAAGAAGGCCCUGAGCGUCCGCCUCUUCCAGACAAUGGAAAAGAUUGAACAAACGCAGAAGGAUAUCAGAGGAAUCCAGCAGGCCUUGGCACGCAACAUUGGACGGCACAGCGUUGCUACAGCUCAGCUGGAGGAGAAACUGGCUAAUGCUCACAAGCAGCUGGGGCAGCUGCAGGCCCAGGAAGCCAGUCUGCAGCGGGAGCAGAAGAAAGCAGACACACACAAAAAAAUGACUGAGUUCUAGUCUCUCUGAGGAAGGCGUUGGACUGCAGCGGUCGUCCUUCUAGGCAGGCCCCGCGCUCAGCCUCAGAGCCUGGGUGAGCCAUCCCACUCCUCUGGACCUCAGUCUGUCCAGCUUGAAAACUGGGCUGAAAAGCAGCAGUUUCCAAAACUAGAUGCUACUGAGCUGAGCUCUGCUGGGACGGGGAAGAGUAUAUGUCUGUCUAGCCCUGAAAGCAUUCAGUAAGCCUAAGCCUUGUAUAAGGACUGGCUGCAAGAAAUACGAUUCCCUGCUCUCCUGCGCACGUCUUUCCUCUGUUAUCACUGUGGUAGUGCCUCCAUUCAGUCUGUAGUCGCUUGGGUGGUAACGUUGCUGGCUGUGCACCAGCCGAGGAGGGGCUUUGAAAGCCCCACAUCCUGCCAUCAACUGUGGCUUGUCUCCGCAGCAGCCAACUGAACGCCUGCAAGUGGGGGCAGGGUCCCAGGCACGUUCCGGCAGAGCAGAAAGGGCAGGUACUAGUGCCGGGUGACAAAAGCAACGGCAGAUUGCUUCAACGGCUCUCUCCCGUCCGUUCUGUGCUAGGGGAUUUAUGUGGGAUCUUAGUUAGGUUGAGAGUAGUUACUUGCAGUCCUGGUAUAACGAAUAGACAGAAAACUGGCAGCGUGGAGGUGGGUACGAGCAGUCUCAAGCAACGUAUUUCUUCAGUCAGACUGUAAGAGUAUCCCUAGGCCAUGUUAUGGCCAAACCCAUUGAUUUGGCAUAGAAAGUUGCAUCAUUCCACAAGCAACAUGCCAAAACUGGGGGAAUAAGACGGAAGAGUAACAGAGUCUCAGCUUCUAGCUAGGAACAACUCUGUGGGGAACCUUAUGCUUCUGCCAUCAUUACUUGAGUUUUUCUGUCCUAGGUGGCUCGUUGAACACGGGUUCCUUUUAGAUUAAAAAACCCUCAGGACCCAAUCCUGGGUCCGAAUGGGCCUUGGAUGAGUACAAAGCUCAGGAGGUCUGUGCUGAGCACGCAGCCCUGCCGGUGGAAGAGCUUCAGGCUACGCUGGAGGCCGGCCAAGCAAGCAAAACGCCCUUCCCUGCAGCAUGAACAGUCCUCAGACAGGAAGGAUAACUUCUCCCCUAGGUUAUGUGCUGCGUUGGUGGCAGCCAGCCUUUGCCCCAGAGGAGAUGGUGGUUCCAUCAGACUCUGUUUCUGGUGGGACUUGUUUUUGUUAGAAAUUUCACUAUUUUCAGUAUCUUAAGGAUACUGAAUGCAUUUUUUUCCUUAAGUUAAAAAAAAAUCAGAUCCCUUUUAUUCUGUGAAUCAUUUUUCUAAUGAAGAGUUUUGCUCUUUUCAUGCUACUCUUUUUAUCUAUUUCUAAGAAAAUUAAAAAAGUUGUUACUCUGGGCAGGGCUUCCCCUUCUUACAAGGGCCAAGCCUGUCUGAUUCACUGCUGAGCUAAUCAGAAAAUCUAAGGCUGAAGGAGAUACGAUCAGGGUUGUUAAGUCAUGUGUGAUUUAGCAUUACUGCAGACAGCUCAGAAACCACAGAGCAACAGUGAAAUGAAGCAAGAAGAGAAAUGUCUUCAAGAAAUCUGUUAUAGUGACUCUUUCCUCCUGGAAAGCACUUGGAUUCUGCUGUGUUGGGCACCGAAGUUCCAGCUUCACGGCAGAUGUAGAAGGUGACGUGGACUGCCUUGAGCGUAUCAGCAUCCAUCGGUUUCUAACUAAACUGGCCAUACCCUUUUCAUUGUUCUGAAUUCAUGUUCUCCACGCACUGGGUUUAGCUCGAGGGUUUAACAAUGGUUGUUCAGUGCCCUUCCCUCCCCAAUGACUGUUUCCCAUGCUCGAGUGUUGAGUGAUGACAGGGAUUAACGUGCCCAACUUAGCAUGGGUGCUUGCUGAAGUGACCCAUGGCUGGUGAGCCGAGCUGGGCAGAGAAAUUUUUUAGCUUUGCUUUGUGUUCUCACACUACUUUACAUGUCUUUUUUUACUUUGUAAUACUUGGGCGUAUUAGUCCUGUGUCCUGGCUAAGUUGCAUUUUGACCCCUCCUCGAAACUCCCACAGCUUCGGUUGUCAGACUUCCUGUUCAAGUGGCUGCUGCAUCCCGCCCAAGACAGUUUAUGUCCCUGGUGAAUAAAGUCUUUUUUUCUCUA